Molecule: messenger RNA, 898 nt
Organism: Paramormyrops kingsleyae
Lineage: Eukaryota; Metazoa; Chordata; Actinopteri; Osteoglossiformes; Mormyridae
Source: RefSeq, a predicted model, not a curated record
GUCCCUGAAAAGAAAACAUCUUUGCGAAAAUAUGAUCUUUCUUUGCAAGAAGAAGCUAUCUCAGAUGAAAAGGUUUCUUCUAAAGAAAUUCUUGAGACAGAAGAGACAGAUAUUUCCAAGGUGGAAGAAAUGGUUCCAGAAGCUAAACAUGCUGCCAUUAAAAAAGGGGAGAAACCAAAAUCGAAGGAAGUACCAGCUCAUAAGGAAGCUACUAAAAAGGUUAUCGAAAAAGAAAUGCCCCCCCAUGCUUUGGAAAUGGCUCCCAAACAAGUAAUAUCUGAUAAAGAAGACAUUCUUCCAAGUGAAAUGAUCUUUCAGAAACAACGUAUACAAAAAAUUAAGAAAACUGAUGAAAUUUGUCAAGAUAAAAUAUUGAUUUCUGAUCAAGAAGCAAUGGUACCAGGCCAGAAAAGUCUUAGUGCAAUGAUUGAAGCUUCAUCUUUAAGAGUGCCAGAACAAGAAAAGAAGAUUGUUCCUGAAAUAGCCCCUGAAUCAGUUGGUCCUCCAAAAGUGCCAACAGCUGAGAAGAAAGCUGUGCCUGAUGUACCAAAACCAGUCCCUGAUCAUCUUGCUGAGAAAGUUUCUCCACCCAAAGUGCCAGAAGAAGUGAAAAAGGUUCCAGAAAAACCAACAGCACAAAUCAAGAAACAAUUAAAGGCAGUUCCAGGUACUUUAAUUAAAUAAACAGCAUUCUGCCAUUCCUUCUUGGUUGAUGUUUGUGAAUGGAAAUGUAGUAAAUGUACAAUCUUGUUGAAGUGACAGAAGAAGUGAAAAAGGUUCCAGAAAAACCAAAAGCUACAAUCCAACAAGUGGAGAAAGAAUUAAAGGAAGUUCCAGAACCAGACAAGAUCACUAUACCUGAAGUCACUCCUGUUUCAGUCAAAGAUAUUGCACCUCC